AACUAAUCCAUUAAUCCAUUAAUUUCUUUGGCAACUUAAAUUUUGCAUUUGCUUUCCACUGGGCAUAAACAUUGCAGACGCAUGCAUGUCUUGAAUUGCCGAUUCAAGAAAAGGAACAUUGAAUUUGUCACGCGUCAUUCUCCAACAAUUUCCCUAACGUAACUAGGUAUCUAUCUAUCUAGUUAACAUUGAACCAGAAUCAUUUCCCUAUUCCUUUUUUCGUCUUUCAAAUCUUGGCCUUGCGUCUAAGAUUGGAUGGCUUCACCACUUUCUGUUAGUAAAAGCGGUGUACUCAAUUGUGCUACACCUUCUACGGAUCGUCAUCUUGACAAGUUCCAGAUCCAACCGCCCACAUCCAGGAUGGCUAGUGAACGCGUCACUACCGACAGCGAUUUGACGAGUCCUUCAGUCCCCAUACGAGGCAAUGAAGAAAAGGACAAUGUCGGUCGAAACCAGGAGAAUAUUUCACCCUCCAAGUCGCGCCAUUCCAGAAUUCUAUCUGGUACCGAGCUUUCGCCUCUGAAGAUCUUAACCGCCAAGGACGACAUUAUCGAUGCAGAGACUUACUCACCCCGAAGACAAGCCUCACCUGCUAAGAGUACGAGGAAGAUGUUCCCCGAGAAACGCUUCCCCGUCAAAAUCAAUACCCCAUCACCUUCUUCAUCUCCGGUUUCGACCCCAACACCAGUCACGGCUCCAGCCCCUGUCCCGGCCGUAGCCGCAGCCCCGACCCCUAUCAAGACGACAGCCACGGCGCCGGUAGAAGACACGCAGACACCGCGAGUCAACCCACAUACUAUAACUUUGGAACAAGCACUUCGCCAGAAUGUAGGGUUAGCAAAUGCUAUCAAGAUAUUUGAAGAUGAAGAGACAAUGAUGGAUGACACCGAAGACAAUGAUGCUGAUGCUACUUCUAUGACCAUCGACGAUGAACACCUAGCUGAAGAGGAGCCUUCCGGCCCAGAUGACACUAUGAUCAGCACAUUCAGCACAUUCUCCGCCGUGCCUAAUUUAACAAUGUUCGCGAAGAUUGGCCACAGUCCUACUAAAUUUGCCAACACGAGUGCUACCCCUACUGCUGCGCGUGGCCGUCGCGAGCUCUCCCCUGAACGAACUCCUAGGCCUCCUGUUAUGCACGAAUCUGGAAAUACCACCAACCUUCUUAUGGACUUCACCGAACAGAUCAAUGGAUUUUCCUCUAGACAUCCUGAGCAGAUUCCGAGCCGCCACCAAGCUUCCGGCAGGGCGAUGAGGAACUCGAUCGCAGGCACGCCCCAACGUACACAGUCAAAUUUACUUGACUUCGAUAUCCCACCUCUCCCUACUCCCCGAAGCAUUCCCACCGUUACACCUAGAGAAUUGGAAUCGCUCAAGUCGGCUUUUCUCUCCGAAAUUAGCAGCCUUAAGGCUUCCCUCAGUGGCAAAGAGGCAGAAGCCUUGUCUCUCAAGACAGCAGUCGGCGAUGCUGAGAAACGAGUCGGCGAAUGCAUGGAACAGCUUCGAGAGAUAAGGUCGGAAAGGGAGGGAUUGGUAGAGGAACGUGACAGUUGGGAGAAACGUGGGCGGGAUAUGGAGACUGUACUCCGCAAGGUGAAAGAUGAGAUUGUUAUGAGCCAGCGUGAGCGCGAAGAGCUCGAAUUUAAGCUGGACGAGAGCGAGAAACGACGUGAGGCUGCCGAGAUCAUGGCGCAGGAGGCCGAAAGUAAGAUGGCGGGCAUGCGUGCUGGCAAAGCUACCUCCGAUGCUGCAUCGGACCCUGGCGGCAACAAGUCACCGGCUGACAAGAAGAAUGCUGGCUCGCGCGAGGUUGAGAUUGCGGUCGAGCGCGUCGCUCGUGAGCUUCACGCGCUCUACAAGACCAAGCACGAGAACAAGGUUGCUUCGCUGAAGAAGAGCUACGAGAGCCGCUGGGAGAAGAAGGUCCGUGAGCUCGAGUCUAGAAUCGAGGAUCUUGCCGAUGAAAACGAGAGACUGAAACUUGGCCGGGACGCGACUAUCACCCGAUUUGACCCUAACCAAUCCAUCGUGGAUGAGGAGCGCAAGGCCCAAGCUGUAAAGGACUCAGCGCAGAUCAAGCAGUUAAAUGCCGAAAUUGAGAAGCUGGAGGCUGUUGUUAACAGCGUCAAAGUGGACAAUGGAGAACUACGUCACCUAUUGGAGAAGGAACGUGUUGAGAAGGGCGAGCUUGUCAUGCUAGCUGAGGAGAUGAUGUCGAUGCAGAGCUUAGUUCAGACGCAAGAUAAGACAGCGCCGACGGCGACUGCGACGACGCCAUCCCGACCCACCGUUACAAAGCCUAGGGCCCAGAGUCAUCAAGCUCCCCAGACUCACCAGACUCACCAUUCGGGUCCCGAGAGCUUCCGCAAUAGCAUCGGCGCCCGUCCCUCGGGCUUACGAGCCCCUGGCUCUGUGAAGAAGCCAAUGGAGAGCAGGAUUGGUGGCAUCGCCCAUGAUCGAGUUAAGAAUGGUGGUGGUAUCCCGCGCCCUGGUAGUGGCUUGAGCACGCGGAGCGGCAUCAUGAGUUCAAUCGAGAAGAUGGGCAACUAUCGUGGCCGAGGCGAGUAGAGGCAUUAAGGGCUUAUAUGAAAUGGUUUACGGUGGUUCAUGAUAAGGUGUUAAGGGGUUUGAUACAGAUAUGGGUGACGGUGCUGUAACAAAUGCUUUGCUUAUUGCACUUGCUGGAGUUACGGAUUGCUCAAUAGUCUCUUUGUGAAGUCGCCUAGGUGCCCGUUUACACCCAUUCCUGUAUC
Messenger RNA from Hypoxylon fragiforme, 2750 nucleotides. RefSeq lists its product as uncharacterized. Bases 256 to 2565 code for a protein of 769 amino acids. The record is from RefSeq and is a predicted model, not a curated record. The transcript has a single exon. Lineage: Eukaryota; Fungi; Ascomycota; Sordariomycetes; Xylariales; Hypoxylaceae.